This is a messenger RNA of Glycine soja, 1820 nucleotides long. RefSeq names its product probable galacturonosyltransferase-like 1. The record is from RefSeq and is a predicted model, not a curated record. Gene Ontology annotation, molecular function: glycosyltransferase activity. The coding region runs from base 225 to 1316 and encodes 363 amino acids. The transcript has a single exon. Lineage: Eukaryota; Viridiplantae; Streptophyta; Magnoliopsida; Fabales; Fabaceae. Gene Ontology annotation, cellular component: Golgi apparatus.
UACCACCAACUUCCCCCUUCAUUAAUUCACAUAUAUUCUUGACUUCCCAUCUCUGACUAAACACUCUGGCUAGCCCAUCCUUGCUCCCCUCUCUUUUUCUCUUCUUUUAUAAGUUUAACUUUGCUAGCGCUAACUCAAAAGCGUGUUCCAAACCUCAAACUCCAAUUAUAAGCCACCCCUUAGAUCUCUCUUUUCAUUCUCAAAUCUCAACACAAAAACACACCAUGAAGUCCAAUCCAAAAUCAAAACCACCACCCCACUUAUUAUACUUUCUAAUAAUCCUCUCCCUAUCGUUCUUUUUCCCGUGUGUAUCCUCCUCUAGAAAACAACAAUUCAAAGAAGCCCCUCAAUUCUACAACUCCCCAAACUGCCCCUCCAUCGAACACCACGACAUAUUAAGCUCCUCCGAGGAAGCCGUCCACGUGGCAAUGACACUCGACACGACAUACAUCCGAGGUUCCAUGGCGGCGAUCCUCUCCGUCCUCCAACACUCUUCGUGCCCCCAAAACACCUUCUUCCACUUCGUGUGCUCCUCCAACGCCAACGCCAACGCCAACGCCAACGCCAACACCAACGCGUCCCUCCUACGCGCCACAAUCUCCAACGCAUUCCCCUACCUGAAUUUCCAACUCUACCCCUUUGACGACGCCGUCGUUUCAAACCUCAUCUCCACCUCCAUCCGCGCCGCACUCGAUUGCCCCCUCAACUACGCGCGCAGCUACUUGCCAAACCUCCUCCCUCCCCGCGUGAAGCGCGUGGUGUACCUCGACUCCGACCUUGUACUCGUCGACGACAUCGCCAAGCUCGCGACAACCUCGUUGGGACAAAACAGCGUUCUGGCGGCGCCGGAAUACUGCAACGCCAACUUCACCUCGUACUUCACUCCCACUUUCUGGUCGAACCCUUCUAUGUCGCUAACGUUCGCGGAGAGAAAACGAAAAGCGUGUUACUUUAACACGGGGGUGAUGGUGAUUGAUUUGGAACGGUGGCGCGAAGGGGAUUACACGAGGAAAAUUGAGGAGUGGAUGGAGCUUCAGAAGAGGAUGAGAAUCUAUGAACUUGGUUCGUUGCCGCCGUUUUUGCUUGUGUUUGCGGGGAACAUUGUUUCGGUGGAUCAUAGGUGGAACCAACAUGGUUUAGGAGGGGACAAUUUUCGAGGUUUGUGUCGGGAUCUGCACCCUGGUCCGGUGAGUUUGUUGCAUUGGAGUGGGAAAGGGAAACCGUGGAUGAGAUUAGACGCUAAUAGACCUUGUCCUUUGGAUGCACUUUGGGCACCUUAUGAUCUAUUGAAAACCUCAUUUUCUUUGGACUCUUGAACAAAUUUUCAAAUGUGAAUUUCGGAUAUUUGUUUUUUUUUUUUUUAUCAGUAGUUACUUUUGUUAGUAAAGAAAACAAAUAUUACAAUCUUUCUCUUUUGUUUUUUUUCCUUAACCAUCAAAUUCAUCUUAUAUCUCCUUGAGAUAUUCGUGUAACAUAGUAUAUACAAAGCUUCUUCAUUUCUACGCUGCUUGGGAAGAUUGGAUUGAAGAGACAGCAACAUAACAUGGGUCCAAUUAUAAUUCACGAAUAGCUAGCUACUCAUCGGACCAAGAUGUUCAAGCGCACAUACAUUAAGAUGUGAAGGAGGUGAGUGGAGUGGGGUUCGUGAAUUUUUUUUCCAGUGACGGGGGAUUGUACGAUUAAUGUUGUAACAAAUAAUAAUAAGUUUGUAUAUAGCCAAAGAUCGAGCUGCGUAAUAAGUUUUGUAUCCGUUUAUUCAGAUUAAUUUCUUUUUUGGUCUGAUAAUGUGAACAUAGUGAGGAUUUUUAUAGGAAAUUUCA